AGGAGAAUCUAAGUUUAUGCGUUUUGAUAAAGAACAUGCAAGGAUAUACAUUGAAUUAUGAGUUGUUUUUACUUUGGUCGUUUAUUUUUGGUCUUGCGUUUUGAUACUUCCAAUUUCUAACGGGCCCACAUGGAGGUCGGCCCAAUCAGCUCUGCCCAACGAUGCUCUUAUCUUUGACUUGUGUAGCUUAGGUGCUUUAAUCGAAGGUAAUGUCACCCCUCAUAAUCGAAAUCCCAACCCGGUCAACCGCUAGAUUUUCAAUAUUUUUAUUCCAACUCAAACCAAAUCUCUCUUCCGUACCAUUCCUUGAAUUUUUUAUAAAUGAAAAAUAGGAGCAAGGAAAGGAUUAGAAAAGUAAAACUGGUAGAUGCUACCACGAUGAUACAAUAACAAUAUGAUAGACCACAUAGGGUUAUAAUUGCACUACUUAGAGUAAUCAAGUCAAAUUCAUUCAUAACUCAACGUGCAGGAUCUAAAACCAAGCAGGCCCACCCAACUUUAUUCGUGGACCCACUCUUUAAACCCAUUAACCUCGCACGCGCAUUGUAGAAACACCUUUUCUUUAACAUCAUUCCCGGCGGGAGCGCACGUUAGUCCAUAGACUCAGACAAAUUAAACAACUACCAAAAGGGAGUGCGCACUGUUCACCCCGUCCGCAACUCUCCCAUCGGUUAAAACUCAAAAGCAAAAGACAAAAAGGAAUGUGCGUAAUUCCUGAAAUACCCCUCCGAUCUGGCACCCCUCUUCAAAUCCCAAAUUCCAUUUUGGAUCACCCUCUUCUCUCUCUCUCUCUCUCUCACCUCAUUUCAUACAGUGUUGUGUUGUAUCUCGCAGAGAGAGAAGAGAGGGGAACCUUCCUCUUCUUCCUCUUCUCGUCCUUCUGUUGUUGCUGAUGGAGCUCCAGAGGCGACCAGAUCAGUGUCUUCCGGAGAGGAAAGGGCAGAAGAGGAAGCUGGAAGAGGAAUUCGAAGAUGACCGGCAGAUCUCCGCGCCUCCCACCGGCGACGCUCGCUACGCUCUCCUCUCCGACGUUAAGGAACAAGUUUCCAUCCUUGAUUCUACUUUCUCCUGGAAGGAAUCCGAUCGUGCUGCCGCGAAGCGCGCCACUCACGCCCUCGCCGAUCUCGCCAAAAAUGAGGAAGUUGUGAACGUGAUUGUUGAAGGAGGCGCCAUUCCGGCUUUGGUUAAGCAUCUUCAAGCGCCUCCUUCGGCUGAAAACGACCACGUCCAGAGGCCAUUGCCGUUUGAGCACGAGGUUGAGAAGGGGAGUGCUUUCGCGCUUGGACUUCUUGCCGUCAAGCCAGAACAUCAGCAGCUCAUUGUUGACAGUGGUGCCUUAAAACAUCUUGUUGAUCUUUUAAAGAGGCAUAAGAAUGGCCUAACAUCACGUGCCAUUAAUAGUCUCAUUCGUAGGGCUGCAGAUGCGAUUACUAAUCUUGCUCAUGAGAACAGCAGCAUUAAAACCCGUGUCAGGAUGGAAGGUGGGAUUCCACCACUUGUUCAUUUGCUUGAAUUUGCGGAUACAAAGGUGCAAAGAGCAGCUGCUGGUGCAUUGCGGACCCUUGCAUUUAAAAAUGAUGAAAAUAAAAAUCAGAUUGUUGAAUGCAAUGCUCUUCCAACUCUGAUUCUAAUGCUUCGUUCAGAAGAUGCUGCUAUUCAUUAUGAAGCGGUUGGUGUGAUUGGAAAUCUGGUCCACUCUUCCCCUAAUAUAAAGAAAGAAGUUCUUCUUGCUGGAGCAUUGCAACCUGUUAUUGGAUUGCUUAGCUCUUGUUGCUCUGAGAGCCAAAGGGAAGCAGCCUUGUUACUUGGACAGUUUGCAGCAACUGAUUCAGACUGCAAGGUUCACAUUGUUCAGAGAGGUGCUGUCCGACCUCUGAUAGAGAUGCUUCAGUCUGCUGAUGUUCAGCUCAAAGAAAUGUCUGCCUUUGCAUUGGGGAGAUUAGCUCAGGACAUACAUAACCAAGCUGGUAUUGCACACAAUGGUGGCUUGAUACCAUUACUUAAGCUUCUUGACUCAAAAAAUGGGUCUUUGCAACAUAAUGCUGCUUUUGCUCUUUAUGGCCUUGCAGAUAAUGAGGAUAAUGUGUCCGAUUUUAUUAGGGUUGGAGGAAUUCAGAGACUGCAGGAUGGGGAGUUUAUUGUUCAAGCAACUAAGGAUUGUGUUGCAAAAACAUUGAAAAGAUUGGAAGAGAAGAUUCAUGGCCGCGUCCUGAACCAUUUGUUAUAUCUGAUGCGUGUUUCAGAAAAGGCUUUUCAAAGACGAGUUGCUUUGGCUCUUGCUCAUCUUUGUUCUGCAGAUGAUCAGAGAAAGAUAUUUAUUGAUCACCAUGGUUUGGAGUUGCUUAUGGGGCUUCUUGGCUCUUCGAACCCUAAGCAGCAACUUGAUGGAGCUGUGGGUUUAUGCAAGUUGGCCAAUAAAGCUAUGACUUUGUCUCCUGUAGAUGCUGCACCCCCAUCUCCAACACCCCAGGUUUAUUUGGGAGAACAGUAUGUAAACAAUGCUACCUUGUCUGACGUUACAUUUUUGGUGGAAGGUAAACGGUUUUAUGCUCACAGAAUCUGCCUACUUGCGUCUUCAGAUGCAUUUCGGGCAAUGUUUGAUGGUGGUUAUAGGGAGAAGGAUGCAAGGGACAUAGAGAUUCCAAACAUUAGAUGGGAGGUUUUUGAGCUGAUGAUGAGAUUUAUAUACACUGGAUCAGUUGAUGUCACCCUUGUUAUUGCUCAAGAUCUCCUCCGAGCAGCUGACCAAUAUCUUCUAGAAGGACUUAAGAGACUCUGUGAAUACACAAUUGCACAGGAUAUAUCACUUGAAAAUGUGUCAAGUAUGUAUGAACUUUCAGAAGCCUUUAAUGCUAUAUCAUUGAGGCACACAUGCAUCCUUUUUAUCUUGGAGCACUUUGAUAAAUUGAGUGCAAGGCCAGGGUAUUCAUUUGAUCUCCCUCAAUCCUGUGUUUGCUUGUUGUCAUAUGUUUUUUUUCCUCUGCAACGCAUAAAAGAUGUUUGCAAUACUAAUGAGUAGGUAAUCUAAAUAGACUAAAUAUCUGAAUCAUUCUGGGUAAGCUGGAGGUUUUAGGUCAGUUGUGUUCCACCUACUUUUAAUACUGUUUGUCUUUAUUUUGGGCACUACUUAAACAAUGACAUUCUUCUACUGGUCUAAAUCAAAAUUAUAAAUCUACUAAUAUCCUGUAAUUAAUAAGGAAUAGUUCUCCAAGGGGUUCCUAUGACUCUUCUUUUUAGUGCAAAGCUCUAUUUCAUUUAAUGGUCAAGUGACAUCUAACAAGCAUCUUUUUGACAUGAUUCUAUUAGUAUUCAGACAAGAAAAUAAAAGAUCGAUUUUUUAUUUAUUUAUUUUUUAUUUUUGUGGUGAUGGAAAUAUGGAGAACCAUAUCCCAUGUAGUACGUUUUCUUUGGGAGGGGGUGGGGGUUGCAUUGCGCUGGUCUUUCAUUUUUUUAUUUUGGAUGCAUAAUAACUUGCUAUAUUAUAGGUAGCUUUAACAGCAGACACCUAUCUUUGGUUUGAACUUAGUUGAGUGAUUACGUUUUUGCUGGACAAAUAAAUCACGAAUAUGAUGACUGAAUUUCACAUUAACUUUGCAAGUUUGCAUUGAUUCUAUGACUUAAUUACUAACAUCAAUUUUUUGCUUGCACCAACUAUUUACUUGCAGACACUCUCAUCUGAUUCAGCGUAUAAUACCAGAAAUCCGCAAUUACUUUGUUAAAGCUCUUACAAAGGCCAAUUCCCACAUCCAGCUGUAGUAUGUGCCAUUAUAUUAUUGACAUCUAACCGGUUACAAUGUACAUAAUGUGGUAGAUGUUCUUCUUUCUAUUGAAACUACGAAGGAAGUCUGCUGGAUUAAGUACAGCUUGGCUUAAAGAGAUAUCUAACAUCAGGUCAUGUACGUUAUUUUCUGAUGCAGUGUAAGUCCCUUCUGGCUGUAACGUCAUUGUCAUAGAUGUAGCAAAUAUGACCUUCACGAACAUUGUUUUUUCUCGUGCAAUAUUGUGAUGGUUAUGACUUGAUAGUUCUUUCUCAAUUGAUUUUGCAUUCAAUUUGAGUUUGAGUAUAGGUUGUCCAAACACGUCAUGUAUAUAUGACAAUUAGAUUCUGGAAGAAAAUUGUGCUGAUGGGUUACUUCUGUCUUUUAUCUUGUUUUCUGACGUGGAAAUGUAAAUUAAUUGCAAACACGUCAUUUGAAGUUACAAAUGCAUCACUUAAUUACUCAUUUACUCAUAUGACCCAAGACUAUGAAUACACUAUCUUUUAUAAAAUUU
Messenger RNA from Abrus precatorius (Indian licorice), 4272 nucleotides. Its product is annotated as ARM REPEAT PROTEIN INTERACTING WITH ABF2-like. The record is from RefSeq and is a predicted model, not a curated record. Lineage: Eukaryota; Viridiplantae; Streptophyta; Magnoliopsida; Fabales; Fabaceae. Gene Ontology annotation, molecular function: protein binding. Bases 893 to 3019 code for a protein of 708 amino acids. The transcript has 18 exons.